UGCUCAAUUCACACUUCCGGUCCGACCCUUUUCCCCGUCCGGCUUGAAUCUUUUACUCUUUUAGCGGUGCACGUGCAAAGAUUAAUUGGAUUUUUACCUGAAAGUUCUUGUUAAACAUCCGGAGAAAUGGCGUCAUCGUUCGAGCAGAUGAGGGCGACGGUGGGGAGACUCUUACGGGGGAUCGACAGGUACAACCCAGAAAACCUGGUCACAUUGGAGCAGUACGUGGACACACAGGCCAGAGAGAACGCCUACGACCUGGAGGCGAACCUGGCCGUGCUGAAGCUGUACCAGUUCAACCCAGCUUACUUCCAGACUCACGUGACCGCGCAGAUUCUGCUGAAGGCUCUCACCAACCUGCCGCACACAGACUUCACUCUGUGCAAGUGCAUGAUCGACCAGACACACCAGCAAGAGGAGCGCCCCAUCAGACAGAUCCUCUACCUGGGGAACCUGCUGGAGACCUGCCACUUCCAGAGCUUUUGGACGAGUCUGGAGGAGAACCGGGAGCUCAUCGACGGCAUCACUGGCUUUGAGGACUCCGUUCGCAAGUUCAUCUGCCAUGUGGUGGGCAUCACCUACCAGACCAUCGACCACCGGUUACUGGCUGAGAUGCUGGGAGACCCGCUGGACACGCAGGUGAAGGUGUGGAUGAACAAAUACGGCUGGACGGAGAACGAGGAAGGACAGAUCUUCAUCUACAACCAGGAGGAGAGCAUCAAGCCCAAGAACAUCGUGGAGAAGAUCGACUUUGAGAGUGUUUCCAGCAUCAUGGCCACAUCUCAGUGAUAAAAAAUCUCUUCUCAUGACAACUUUUUGAUUAAUAAAAGUAAAUUAUCAAAAAUAAA
Messenger RNA from Oryzias melastigma (Indian medaka), 848 nucleotides. It is a transcript of the gene eif3k, whose product is annotated as eukaryotic translation initiation factor 3, subunit K. The coding region runs from base 127 to 789 and encodes 220 amino acids. Gene Ontology annotation, biological process: regulation of translational initiation. Gene Ontology annotation, molecular function: ribosome binding; translation initiation factor activity. The transcript is spliced from 8 exons. NCBI's taxonomy places the organism in Eukaryota, Metazoa, Chordata, Actinopteri, Beloniformes, Adrianichthyidae. Gene Ontology annotation, cellular component: eukaryotic translation initiation factor 3 complex; cytoplasm. The record is from RefSeq and is a predicted model, not a curated record.